AAAACAAACUGAGCUUGGUCGCGGACCCGCGUUUUGCCGGACCCAUUGAGGUGUUAUAUUAUACACCUCAAUGGCCGGACCCAGAAUGGCGGCUGAUCCUCACCUGUGUUAUAGUCACCUUGGUUGGAGUUGGAGUCAAAGCCAAAUUAACCAACCAAAAUUGCCUGAAGUUUGCAGGGCACAAAUUGAACUGUAUUUGAUGAACGCAUGGCGAAGUACUGAAAUAGCAGUAGUUCUGAUCUAGUACGGUAUGUCUGAGUCUAGGAAUCAGCGAGUAGGCUAAUAUAUUGCGAUAUUAUUUGUUAAAAUGAAUCUUAGCCGUUCGUUAUUUGUGGCUGUAGCCGAGGUGAAUUUGGUUGGAUAUGCUAGAAAUGGAAGAAACUUAUAUCGUUCUGUUCAGCAAAUAAGGCUUUUAUCAUCAAAAGCAAGUCAGAAAACAUCAAAACAGAUUGAUUUGUCAAAUUUUCCACCAGACAAGAUUCGAAAUUUCGGUAUUAUUGCUCAUGUUGAUCAUGGAAAAAGUACACUUGCUGACAGAUUGUUGGAAAUUACUGGAGCAAUAGAGGCCAGCGCUAGCAACAAACAAGUUCUUGACAAGUUACAAGUUGAGAAAGAAAGAGGGAUCACUGUGAAAGCACAAACUGCAUCAAUAACUUAUUAUCAUAAAGGCGAAGAGUAUUUAUUGAAUCUAAUCGACACUCCGGGUCAUGUUGAUUUUUCUUAUGAAGUUUCACGGUCUCUUGCAGCAUGUCAAGGCGUUCUUCUCGUGGUUGAUGCUUCUCAAGGUGUAGAAGCACAAACUCUGUCUAAUUUCUAUUUGACUAUGGAUGCAGGAAUCGAUGUUAUUCCAAUUAUUAAUAAAAUUGAUUUAAAAACUGCAAAUGUUGAUGCAGUUUGCCAAGAAAUGGAAAAGUUUUUUGACAUUGAUCGAAAAGAUAUUAUUGCGAUUUCUGCAAAAACAGGAAUUAAUGUGGAAUCUGUAUUAGAGGCUAUUAUUGAUAGACUUCCAUCACCAAAACAACACCUUAAAUGCUGCAACUCAUCUGGACCUCUGAAAGCUCUUGUGUUCGAUUCUUGUUAUGAAAACUAUAAAGGUGUUAACGCUAAUAUAGCUGUAACUAGUGGCAAGAUAAAAACUGGGGAUCAGAUUACAUCACACUUUUUGCAAUCUCUACCUAGAUCAAAAACAACAUAUGAGGUGAAAGAUGUUGGAAUAUUGAAACCUGAUUUCCACUCAACAGGAGUUCUGUAUGCGGGCCAAGUUGGUUGCGUGUACUGUGGCAUGAAAACGACAGCCGAAGCAAGGAUAGGUGAUACAUUUCAUCAUGUUGGAACUCCAGUUGAGGCUUUUGAAGGUUUCAAAUCAAUGAAACCCAUGGUGUUGGGUACAAUGUAUCCUAAUGACCAGUCAGAAUAUAUAAAUUUGAAGAAAUCAAUCGAUAAAUUAACUCUAAAUGACAGCAGUGUUACGGUGCAUAAUUGCAACUGCCCUGCACUAGGUGCUGGGUUCAGAUUGGGAUUUCUCGGAUUAUUGCACUUGGAUGUUUUUAAACAAAGAUUGGAACAGGAGUACGAUGCUACGGUUAUUUGCACAACACCUACAGUGCCUUAUAAAGCAAUUUUAUCAUCUCCUGCUCAAAUAAAAAAGCAUGGAUCCGAUGAAAUGACAAUAUCAACCGCAGGGGAUUUUCCUGACUUAUCAUGGAUAAAAACAUUUCUUCAGCCAAUGGUUACUGGAACUGUGAUGGCACCUGCAAAGUAUCUUGAGGCAGUAAUGGACUUGUGUGAGAGGAGAAAUGGAGUUGAACAAAGUCUUUCCUACAUCAAUGAUAAUCGUGUUAUUGUUGUUUAUCGUCUCCCUCUAGAUGAGAUUAUUGUUGAUUUUUAUGACAAAUUGAAGUCUGUCACAUCAGGUUAUGGAAGUUUUGACUAUGAAGAUGCGGAGUAUGAAGAAACAAAUCUUGCUAAAGUUGAUAUUUUAUUGAAUGGAAAAAUAGUUCCUGAGUUGUCAUCAGUAUUUAAUGAGUCAAAGUAUCAGCGAAUGGCACGGCAAAUAUGUGAACGACUCAAGGAAACAAUUCCACCGCAACUAUUUCCAAUAAAUAUACAAGCCGUCGUUGGAAGCAAAGUAAUAGCAAAGUCAUUGAUAAAACCGUACAAAAGAGAUAUCUUUCAGAAAUUGGGGGGUGGUGACAUGACAAGAAAGAUGAAGCUUGUUCGAAAGCAUAAAGAUGAAGAAAAGAGACUUCGAAUGAUUGGUAAAGUCACAGUGCCAAGAAACGCUUUUGUUAAAGUUCUCCAGGAAUGACAGGAAAGCUCUACACAUCAAAUCAUGUGACUGUGUUAUUUCCAAUACUGUUGAGUUUAUGGCAGCUAAAGAAAUAGCUGUUUGCGCAGAUACAGAGCAUCACAACAGAAGCAGAGUUAAAAUAAAUCAACUUCUUGAACUUUGGAUCGACAUCUCCUUCCCUAUACCAAUAUAUCUGAAUAAAAUAAAUAUAUUUUUAAACUUUUA
This is a messenger RNA of Styela clava, 2515 nucleotides long. The record is from RefSeq and is a predicted model, not a curated record. NCBI's taxonomy places the organism in Eukaryota, Metazoa, Chordata, Ascidiacea, Stolidobranchia, Styelidae.